UGCUGAUCUCUCUCAAUUUAUCCACUUCAAACUGGGUUGAAGAAUUCCCGCUUUUUAGCCCCAAAGAGCAACGGCAUACCCAUGCGGGUCUACAAUCUGCAUGUUGGCUAUCCAGCCGGAGUAUGGUGCUGGAUAUAGGGUGCAACACCUUGUCAUAUUUACAACCGAGCUAGUAACUAGAGAAUCCUCAAUCAUAGUCUUAGGGGAGCUAUCCGGUGGAGUGUAACAGACCCCCCUCCAAUAUCCUAGUGAUCCUACUGCUAGGGCUCAGUAUUUGAUCAACACAGUUCCCCGUCAUGGUGGUAGUCAGAGGGAAGCCCAAACAAAAAGAAAGGUUGCGACAAAUCAAUUCAGCUUGCAGUAGCCAGUGAAACUAAUACACGAUGGAGACAUUUGACUGCGUCGUGGCUGGCGCUGGAUGGUAUGGACUGGCCGCCGCGAAGCAAUAUCGCGCCGUCCACCCAGAUGAUUCGCUUGUGGUGUUUGACCCUCAAUCCUCUGUCGGCGGUACCUGGGCCAAUGAGCGACUGUAUCCUGACUUGAAGAGCAACAACCUCUUGGGCACGUAUGAAUAUCCAGAUUUCCCGAUGGACCCAAACGUAUUCGACGUCAAACCUGGCCAGCACAUCCCCGGGGAGGUCACCAACGCAUAUCUCAAAGCAUACGUAGACAAGUUCAAUCUCGGAAACUCGAUCCGUCUCCAAACUAAAGUCACUGUCGCCGAGCAUCAAGACACGGACAAAGGAGGAUGGAUCCUGACAAUUGUCAAUCAAGAGGGCCACGAGUCCAUGGUCUUUGCCAAGCGCUUGAUUGUCGCAACUGGGCUAACUUCAGAGCCCUUCAUGCCUCACUUUGAUGGCCAAGAAAAUUUCGGCGGCAAGGUAUUUCAUAGCAAACACUUUCAACAGAAUCGAGAUACUAUUAAGACGUCCAAAGCGGUCACCGUGUUUGGCGCGACGAAGUUUGGCUGGGAUGCCGCUUAUACCUAUGCCACUGCUGGUGUUCAAGUGAAUUGGGUCAUUCGAUCGUCCGGCCAUGGUCCAUGCUGGAUUUCCCCGUCAUAUGUGACCCCAUUCAAGAAAUGGAUCGAAAAGCUCGCCAACAUGCGCUUCCUUACAUGGUUCAGUCCAUGUGUCUUUGGCGAUGCCGCUGGCUACACCCACAUUCAACGCUUCCUCCACGGCACUUUUAUCGGUCGCCUCAUUGUCAAUGCAUUUUGGGCAAUUCUCGGAGGCGACGUCUUAUCUCUCGUAGGAUAUGACUCACAUCCCGAGACUGCGAAGCUGAAGCCUUGGACACCAGCCAUGUUUACCGCAACUAGCUUCAGCAUUCUCAAUUACGACGGCGAUGUUCUAGAACUCGUUCGCAAUGGCAAGAUCAAGAUCCACAUUGGUGAGAUCGAUCACCUAAGUCAGGGCAAGGUCCAUCUUUCCGAUGGCACCUCCUUUGAUUCGGAUGCUCUCAUCUCCAAUACGGGCUGGAAGAACACUCCUCCAAUCAAAUUCUUGCCCGAGGGCAUCGAAAAUGAGCUCGGGUUGCCACAUGACAUCGAAACAGACGCACCGGCAGAGGAUCUUGCAAAUCAGCAGGAUCUCAUCAACAAAGCCGAUAAGGAGAUCGCCAAGCGCUACCCCAGACUGAUGAACCAGCCGAUCUGGAACGAGAACUAUGUUCCCUUGACAAGUCAAAAGGGAAUCUCAACCAAGGAGACUGUCACUCCGUACACGCCACAAACACCUUACAUGCUGUACCGCUUCCUCGUCCCGCCGUCAGAACGCUUUCUCCGCUCUCGCGAUGUUGCGUUCUGCGGCUUCGUCAGCAACUUCAGCAACACACUUACUGCGCAUAUCCAAGGCCUCUGGAUCGGCGCUUACUUCGGCGGCCUCCUCACACAGGAUCCUGCGCGAUCUGUGGACGAUCCCAAGGCCAUGAACAAGCUACGAUACGAGACAAUGUUGCACAACCGCUUUGGCAAAUGGCGUUAUCCUACCGAGACAAAGGCCCCCUCCUUCAUCUUCGACGCUGUUUACUACCUUGAUAUGCUACAGAAAGACCUCGGGUUGAAUCCUCGUCGUAAGCCAAAGGGUCUGCUCACGGAAGUGACGAGCCCGUAUGGCGCAGAGGAUUACCGGGAUCUCAAUAAGGAUUGGGAAGACAAGACUGGCAGCACCAGGACGGCUUGAGCGAAAAUACAUGUAUAUUUCCUAGUACGAUUAGCUAAUUACUCACCUAUUUGAUAUCAGCUGAACAAUAGAGACACGCACUCGUCUUCAGGCCCACUCGAAAACUGCGGCUGAAGAUGGAGAAGCUCAAGCAUCCACAUGGUCUACGCGAGAUCCACGUCUAGCUCUGGUGAUCGAUCAUACGAGUCAGUUGAAUCCUUGGUGCAAAUCUUUGACAGUAUUGAGAACCAAAGUGACAGCUAAGAUUGUUGAAACGCUCACGGAUUCAUUAAUAUGAGCUAGGAGUUUGAGAAUGUAGUAACAAGUAAUAAGGUGGUAAUAGCAGUAAUAGUAGUAGUGGUGGUGGUGGUAAAUUGUAUAUUGACUAUCCCUCUGUU
Messenger RNA from Trichoderma asperellum CBS 433.97, 2560 nucleotides. RefSeq lists its product as uncharacterized. The record is from RefSeq and is a predicted model, not a curated record. Gene Ontology annotation, molecular function: NADP binding; N,N-dimethylaniline monooxygenase activity; flavin adenine dinucleotide binding. NCBI's taxonomy places the organism in Eukaryota, Fungi, Ascomycota, Sordariomycetes, Hypocreales, Hypocreaceae.